Messenger RNA from Oldenlandia corymbosa var. corymbosa, 1047 nucleotides. NCBI's taxonomy places the organism in Eukaryota, Viridiplantae, Streptophyta, Magnoliopsida, Gentianales, Rubiaceae. The record is from the annotation of a GenBank genome assembly.
AUGAUAAUCAAACCUGACGGUACCAUUUCUUCUUCUUCUUCUUCUCCCCCGACCUCCUCCAUCCCGGGCCAAACCACGUGCGGGGAAUGCGGCGUCGAGGACUUCCGCCUCCUCCACCACCUCCGCCACCGCACGGCGUUUCGCCGCCUGUGCACCUCCUGCGUCCUCCGUUUCAAUCCCCGUUUGUUUUGCCCUAGUUGCUUCGCCGUGUAUGCCUCCACCCCGAGCUCCGGCGUUUCGUGCUCCAAGUGUAAAUCGUCUUCCCACCCUGAGUGCGUGGGAGCCAAUUACGUGGGUCCUUACGUUUGUCCCCUUUGCGUUAACCCUAAAUCUCCUGUCUUUUUCCCCAAAAAGGUGAAGGAUUUCGUCAAUGAAAAUCCCGAGGCCGCCAAAGAAAUGAUUGGGAGGAGUGGGGAUUACAGGGUUAUUGAUAAGAGAAAUGCCAAGAUUUUGUUGGCUGCGGCGAAGAUUUCUGCUGAAUCUAUGAGUAAGGCGGCGAUGGCAGCUCGGACCGAGGCAGAACGCAGAGCUAAAGACGCUGCAUAUACCAGGAAACGAGCUAGGGUGGCAUUGGAGCACUUAGCUUAUUUGGUCGCAAAGGAGAAGAUCAAAAAGAGGCCCAGUUCUGCAUCUGGUGUCAGAGUUGGAGCCACUGUUGGAGUUGGGAAUGGGAGUACGGUUGGAAAUUCUGGUAGUAAUAGAAGUAACGGUGCAGUUGGAAGUUUGAAUCCUGCUGCUGUGAUGAGGAUUGGUGGAGGGGCGAAGGACGAGGGUGAGGUUGGUAAAGCGGUGAGAGGAGAUAGUUCUAGUGAAGUUCUGGCUGCAUUAAACGCUGUGGAGUUGAGAGAAAAAGAUAAAAUCAGUGGUGAAUCUAGUCCGGCAAAUGUUGGUGGAGUGUGGCCUUUGAAUGAUGCUGAUCCAAUGGAUAUUGAAGAAACUGAGGAACCAAAUGCAGUUGCCAAAAUAAUAAAGGAAGCUGUACGUAACAACACCAGAUUCCAUACUCAGCCUGUGAAGCUGAGUAGCAAUGUAUCUGGCGGGCAGUAG